Molecule: messenger RNA, 1935 nt
Organism: Hydra vulgaris (swiftwater hydra)
Lineage: Eukaryota; Metazoa; Cnidaria; Hydrozoa; Anthoathecata; Hydridae
Product: ran GTPase-activating protein 1
Biological process (GO): activation of GTPase activity; nucleocytoplasmic transport; signal transduction
Cellular component (GO): nucleus; cytosol; perinuclear region of cytoplasm
Molecular function (GO): GTPase activator activity; small GTPase binding
Source: RefSeq, a predicted model, not a curated record
ACUCAACUGUACAGUUAAAGAUAAAUGGCAUCAAUAAACAGUCUUACAGAACAGCUUUCUGCAACCAAAGUUGACUAUGUUAAUGAGUUAAGUUUUGCUGGUCGCAAAAUGAAACUUGACACUGCAGAAGAUGCAAAGGAGAUAGUCGAUGCCAUAAAAAACUGUAAAGAUUUGCAAGCAUUAAGAUUAGAAGGAAAUACUCUUGGUUUGGAAGCAGCCAUUGUGAUCGCAGAUGCUUUAAAAUCUAAGAAAGAGUUUGAGAUGGCUUUGUGGAGUGAUAUGUAUACUGGUCGUUUGCGUUCUGAAAUUCCUCCGUCCCUAGAGCGUCUUGGAGAUGGAAUUAUUACUGCUGGUGCUAAACUUUCAGUACUUGAUUUAAGUGAUAAUGCUUUCGGGCCUGAUGGAGUAAAAGGUAUUAAAAAUUUACUUACAAGCGAAGCCUGCUAUAAUCUUAAAACACUGAAGCUAAAUAACAAUGGAUUAGGCAUUGGAGGUGGCAAGAUUUUGGCAGAUGCAUUCAUUACUUGUCAUAAUUCAAGUAAACUAACACGUACACCAUUUGCACUUAAAGUUUUCAUAUCUGGAAGAAAUCGAUUGGAAAAUGAAGGUGCUAAAGCUUUAUCUGAGGCAUUUAAGAUAUUAGGUAGUUUAGAAGAAAUAACUAUGCCACAAAAUGGUAUCCGGCCGGAAGGUAUUGUAUAUCUUGCUGAAGCAUUUCAAAAAAAUACAAACCUCAAGAUUAUUAACAUCAAUGACAACACUUGCACAGAAUCCGGAGCAAAAGCGCUUGCAAAAUGUAUUCCGUCCUUGCUUAACUUAGAAACACUAAAUGUUGGUGAUUGUCUUCUGAAAGACUCAGGGGCUUUAGCUUUGGCAGGAGCAUUAAAUGCUAAAAUGACAAAUUUAAAAGAAAUUAUUUUGUCUUUCAAUGAAAUUAGAAGAGAUGGUGGUCUUGCCAUAGCUAAAAGUAUGGCAAACAAGGAAGCUCUUCAAAUGCUUAAUUUAGAUGGUAAUCAACUUGGUGAUUCUAUUAAAGAAAUAAAACGUUUGAUGACAGACAUUGGGAAUGUUCAAGCACUUGGAUCAUUUGAGGACAACGAAGAACCUGAUGAUGAUGAAGAUGAGAAAAGUAGGGAAUCUGAUAUUUCAGGUGAAGAUACUGAUGAAGACAUAGAACUACAAGUUAAAGGAAUAAGAUUAGAAAAAGAUUCACCUUUGCUUGUGUCAGAUAAAGUUAAUGAGGUGGAGAAAAUAUCUACUAUUGAAGAUGCUCGAAAGUUUUUAUCAAGUCCUUCUUUGAAAGAAUGGCAGAGUUUAGAAGCCAAGCAACGAAAAGACUUGUUAAAAUGUGUGGUUAGAGAGGAUUUACUUCCUCAUGCUGAUAAAGUUUCAAAAGCUUUUGUUGAGAUGUGUUGUUCAUUAAGUUUAGACAGACAAGCUAUUGCUGAUGUAUCAGAUGUUGUGCUGAGGACAGCGUUUAAUGACGAAAAAUUAUCCCUUGAUGAUCUUGUAUCAAACUUAUUAAUAUAUAUGGGUCUUAUAAAGAGUGAAAUAAAAGUUGAAAAAAUAGACGAUCUUAAAGGACCAUUAAUCGGACUUAGAAACGUAAUUUUACAAGAAUAUUUUCCAAGAAAAUACACAUCACAUUUUAUUGCAUUUCUUAUGAAAUCGAACAGAUUGCUCGAUAAAUGUCAAGAUGAAAGGCAUGCCUUGAUGCAAACACUUUAUCAAAAAUAAGAUGAAAGGGAUUUUAUCAAAUAGUUCUUGUUAAGAUGCCACGUGGAAAGUUAUUCUUAUAUAGUUACAAUUCCUCUAGCGCUAAAAGUUUUACAGAUUUUUUGCAAAAAGAGUUGUUUUUAACUUUUAGUAUUUUGAAAAUAUUGUCCAUUAUAAAUAAAUUUGUAAAGAACAAAAAAUAUAUUUUGUUAUAAAGCA